Molecule: messenger RNA, 1697 nt
Organism: Pleuronectes platessa (European plaice)
Lineage: Eukaryota; Metazoa; Chordata; Actinopteri; Pleuronectiformes; Pleuronectidae
Gene: oxld1
Product: oxidoreductase-like domain containing 1
Exons: 2
Coding region: 653-1072 (139 amino acids)
Cellular component (GO): mitochondrion
Source: RefSeq, a predicted model, not a curated record
GGAUCAGGGACGAGGUCACAUCGUGAAGAAGGAGGAGCAGCACGGUGACAUCACCUCAUUCAAAGACAGGAAGGUGCUUGGUCAGUUUGAGAUUCUGUGAAGUCGACUUCAAAUUCAAAGUCUUAGUUCAUCUCAUGCUCAGGUAACAAACAAUAACAAAAAUAUAUUUUAUAUUAUAUUUAUAUGUAGCAAAUUAUAAAAAAUAGACCUGAGUUCCUGUCACUUUCUCUGACUACAACACAUUAUUUAUUAAAAGAUUUAUAUUGACAUAUUAUUUUUCAUAUAAACACAUAUAACAUACAAAUUAUAACUAAUGUAAUAUGAUAGACCGUAUACAUCUAUUCAGAUGAAACAUUGACCCCUGCUGGACAAACAUCGUAAAUACAACCAGUCUCUCGUGAAAUGCCCACAAACCGUUCUACGCUUUCUAUUGGUUUAAACGUUGGAAGGGCGACAUGUGAUUGGUCGUUUUACUUUCCUACCGGCCAAUCAGAUUGUUUGUUGACGACUCACACAGAGGUCAUAGUUCAGGAGAAUGUGGAGAUGACGUUUUGUUCGCUUACAGCUGUGGUGCUAACAUCUGGAGAUGUUUAAUAUCAUAUAACAUGUGAAUGACACAGAUAUAGAACCUGACUUCCUGUUUCCUGUGGCGAUGCUGAACACGGUGAGGACGCUCUCUGUUCACAAGCUGGGCCUCCUCUCUCUGAGGCCUCCCUGCUCUCAGUGGCCUCAACAGACCUGGAGCAGGACGGUUCGCUGCCUCUCUGCUGGACCUCCUCCUCCUUCUCCUCCUCCUCCUCCCUCACUUCCUGACCCCCCCGAGUGCUCCUCCGAACCAGGACCCAGCCACAGUCCCUCUGCUUGGACUCCUGACCAGGGUCCGCCCCCCCCUCCCACACACUGCUGCAUGAGCGGCUGUCAUAACUGCGUGUGGAUCGAGCACGCCGAGCAGCUGCUGGCGUUCUACCACGACGGAGGAGACCAGGCGCUCGCCGCCAUCGAGGAGAACGUCCUGGACGAGAACCUGAAAACCUACUUGAAGAUGGAGAUUAGACUCCUGAAGAAGACGUGACUGAUGUUUUUACUGCCGGUGUUGACAGACACUUUAUACUUUACACCCCAGUCUCUUAUUUUACCUGCACAUGUUACAGUUUGGAUCAUAACAUAUCAUCUUAUCACGUAUGUUACACUGACGGCUGCUGUUUGUUGUGUGAAACAUCUGAAGUUCCUACAAAAUCUAAUGAGGUUUUGUUUCCUGCACAAAUCAACUGAAAGCUUCAUUUUAACUUUAUUUAUUAUUGCUGAUUUGAAUAAUGGCGAUAAAACUUAAAACUUUAAGAUGGAAUUUGACCUGAUUCCUUAAAUUUCAGUUUGAGAACAAACAACCUGUCGUACUCGUUAGUGAAAGUGAGUGAUUAGUAGAGUAAUGUUCUCAAUAAGAUAAUGUCUUUAGGCCUCAUUAGAAAAUCCUGUUCAUUUCCAUUAGUGUCUCUGAUUCAUGAAUCUGAAUAAUUCACUGUCAUGUUCCUUUGGUCGUGAAACACAUGAUUUAUUUAUCAGUUUUUUUAUGUUUGAACUGAAGUGGUUAAAGUAUUUUAAAUGCAUCUUAUUUAUAUAGUUCAUUAGCUUUAUUUAAUUUAAAUGAUGUGUUUGAUGUUUAUUUUAGGAUUGUUUUAAUUAAAAGUUAUUUAUAAGAA